AUGCUUAAAAACCCUCCAAAUGGCUCCCCAUUUCACUUACAGGAGACCCAAGCUCUUACUAUGGCUAUAGGAGCCACCCCAGCAGGACCCUGCUCACUUCUUCCCUUCCAUCUCUUUCCAACUCUACCCACCUUUCUCCACAUUAUUUGGAGUGGUUCCGUCUGUCCUUGAACAUGCCCAGCCAAGCUGCUUCCUGCCUUGGGGUCUUCGUACCUGCUGUUCCUUCUGCCUGGAAUGCUGUAAUCAGAUCCUUCAAUGGCUGUUUUGUCCUCAUUGUCUCAACUUAAAUUUUAGCUUCUCAGAGAGACUCUCCCAUACACAUAACGUGAAAAAAAAAAAAACCCAAAAAACCUUCUGUAUGGGGUUGUCAGAUUUAGCAAAUAAAAAUACAAAACACUCAGUAAAAUUUGAAUUUCAGAUAAACAACAAAGAGUAUUUUGGUACGUCUUGUGCAAUGUUUGGGACAUACAUAUACUCAAACAUUAUUCAUUCCUUGUUUAUUUGAAACUCAAAUUUAAUUGGCUGUCCUGCAAUCUAUCUGGCAACCCCACCUCCACAGCCACUCUGUGUGAUCUCCUGUUUUAUUUUCUCCGUGGGACAUUUCACCAUUAGAAAUUCUGUUUGAUUCUUCCACUGGAACAUGGGCUCCAUGAGGGUGGGGCCCUCUCCGCCUUGCUCACAGCUGCAUCCUCAGAGCCUAUCAUAUGGCGUGACACAUAGUAGGUGCUCAAUAAAUAUUUGUUAAGUAUUUGUUAUAAAGGAAAAAUAGAAAAAUAAAAAGCUUAAAGAGGUUGGUAACACAUCCAGGGCAUACCGCCAGCUGGAUGAGAUUGGAAUUAGACAAUACGGUGCCAAAGCUCUUCUGAGUUUUCCACAUUUUGGGGUGUGGAAGGCAGUGGAGUUGAGAAGGGGCAUUGUGUCACCUGCCAUUCAAGAGGCUCUCAGUAGAAUCAGAAGACCCUGGGAGCAGUAGAUUUCGGGAGAAACAAAGUCUGAAUGAGCCUUUCCCAUUUGCUUUGCACGUAACCAAAGGAAAAUGCACUUGAGUGAAAAGAACAAGGUACUCUGCGUUUGGAACGGGGUCAGAGGCAGUGCGCACCCUCCACGUCUUCGGACACGGUCAACUCCCUGCAACUUGAGGGCUGGCUUUAUUGUCAGACUCCGGAAACCUCUAGACCCGGAUCACAAGAGAAACUAACGGCACAAGCAAAGAGCGGGGAGGGGCGGAUCGGGAUGAAGUCAAGACAGAAGAAAUCGAACUCUGGUCUUGGGCCCAGGCCGGGGAGCAGGGCGGGGGCAGCGGCGUUCAGCCUCAGAACUCGGUCAGCUUCACCUCUUGGUGUGGACAGCGGGCGCUUCACAGGACCCACUGAAGGCGCAUAAUCUCCACUCGAGCUCACUUCGUCGGACCUAGGAUGACUGCCGGAGGGCGAGUCUAGCGGCCGGGCCGGAGCUAGCUGCGUGGGUAACUGUGGCCGGAUCCUGGGGAGCAGCCUGGCUCUGGUCCCUAACCAGCUCCACCCGGCUCUCGCCUGCGCGUCCUCCCACCCAGGAGCUGGAGGACGGUCCCGGGGCGCGCCGAGGGUCUUCAGCCCGAUCCUCCCUGUUGUGUGAGUCGCACGCGCGUCCAGUUCGGAGGCAGCCGCCCCCGCCGCCGCUGACAGGUGCUGCCCGGAGGGCGUCGGGUGCGGUCCCAGGCGCAGCUGGAAACGCACGCCCGGUGCGUGUAGCGUCCCGAGCCCGGAGCCAGAGAGGAGAGGGGGCCGGGGCGCGGCCUGGGGGACUCCAGUGGACUGGAGCCGCGGAGCGCGGAGCUAGAAACUUUGCGGCGGCCGAGAUUUGGCUACAGCGCCAGCCCACCCCCGCAGGUGCGGGAGGAAGAGGCCGCGCCGGAGUCCCGCGGCCGGAGAGCCUCGGCGGCGGCGGCGUCUUUCCCCCGCGCUGGCCUGAAGCCGCCGGUCACUCCCGGCUUCUGCUGCUGCGUCUGCCGUCUUCGCCGCCAGCGCGGGGCUCCGGCAGGAGGCGCGGCCGGAGCAGGCGGAGAAGAAGGAGGAGGAGGAGGGGAGCUGAGGAGCAGGGGGUGGAGGAUGGAGCCCCGGGCUGCCGCGGCGGGCUCGCCCGAGCCUGCGGCGGCGUCCUCUUCCUUCCAGGCCCGGCUCUGGAAGAACCUGCAGCUGGGGGUGGGCAAGAGCAAGGGCGGCGGGGGCGGGCGCGCGGGGGUCCCCGAGCGCCGCACUGCGGCCACCCCGUCGCCCUCCCCGCCACCCCCGGGGGGUAGGCGGGACGCACUGGCCGGCUCGGGUGGCGCGGGCAGCAGGUGGAGCGGCUUCAAGAAACGGAAGCAAGUGCUGGACCGCGUCUUCUCCUCCUCCCAGCCCAACCUGUGCUGCUCCUCGCCGGAGCCUGUCGAGCCCGGGGGUGCUGGCAGAGCGGAGCAGGGGUCCACGCUGCGCCGCCGGAUCCGCGAGCAUUUGCUUCCCGCGGGAAGGGGUCCGCUGGCAGCCGCCGGAGCAGCCGGAGUGACGCCUCCUGGCGGACGCUCCCCGGACUCAGCUCGCUCUUCGUCCUCUGCCUCAUCCUCCCUGUCCUCCUCACCCCAGCCGCCCCCGAGGGGGGACCGCGCCCGAGAUGAGGGUGCACGGCGUCGGGGCACCGCGGCGCACUUGUGCCAUCAGAAGAGUUCCUCCCUGCCGGGCACCGCCUGCUUGGAGCAGCUGCUGGAGCCGCCGCCGCCGCCUCGAGCUGAGCCAGCACGGAGCCCAGCAGAGCCGCGAACCGCGGAGAAGGGCGAGGAGCGCGGCAGCAGCCGGAAAAUAAAUACUGCUGGAACCAGUAAUGCAGAUGUCCCCUUGGCUGAUCCCGGAAUGUACCAAUUGGACAUUACAUUAAGAAGGGGUCAGAGUUUAGCUGCCCGAGAUCGAGGAGGGACAAGUGAUCCAUACGUGAAGUUUAAAAUUGGAGGAAAAGAAGUUUUUAGAAGUAAAAUAAUACACAAGAACCUCAAUCCUGUGUGGGAGGAGAAAGCUUGCCUUCUUGUUGAUCAUCUUAAGGAGCCGUUGUAUAUAAAGGUAUUUGACUAUGACUUUGGACUACAGGAUGACUUUAUGGGCUCAGCCUUUCUGGAUCUCACACAAUUGGAGUUAAACAGGCCCACAGAUGUGACCGUAACACUGAAAGAUCCCCAUUAUCCUGACCAUGAUCUUGGAAUGAUUUUGCUCUCAGUCGUCCUUACCCCUAAAGAAGGAGAACACAGGGGUGUGCAGAGUUCAAUCCACAGCUUUCUUCAUUGGAGGAUUUAUGAAAUAAAAACAAUGCUAAUGAGGAAGAGUUGGAAAAGAUCAAGUAAGGAACUCUCAGAAAACGAAGUGGUUGGAUCUUAUUUCUCUGUGAAGUCAUUCUUUUGGAGGACAUGCGGCAGGACUGCUUUUCCUGUCCUGGGCUUCUGCAGAGCAGAGCUUCAGAAUGCUCAUUACCAAAAUGCACAAUUUCAGACCCAAAGUUUACGUCUGUCAGACGUGCACAGAAAACCACAUCUUUGGAGAGGAAUAGUCAGCAUCACAUUGAUUGAGGGGCGAGACCUCAAGGCGAUGGAUUCAAAUGGGUUGAGUGACCCCUAUGUGAAGUUCCGGCUUGGGCAUCAGAAGUACAAGAGCAAGAUUAUGCCAAAAACUUUGAAUCCUCAGUGGAGGGAACAAUUUGAUUUUCAUCUCUAUGAAGAAAGAGGCGGAAUCAUUGAUAUCACUGCAUGGGACAAAGACGCUGGGAAAAGGGAUGACUUUAUUGGCAGGUGCCAGAUCGACCUGUCAGCUCUCAGUAGGGAACAGACACACAAGUUGGAGCUGCAGCUGGAGGAAGGGGAGGGGCACCUGGUGUUGCUGGUCACCCUGACAGCUUCGGCCACAGUCAGCAUCUCUGACCUCUCUAUCAACUCCCUGGAGGACCCGAAAGAACGCGAGGAAAUAUUAAAGAGAUAUAGCCCAUUGCGGAUAUUUCACAACCUGAAAGAUGUGGGAUUCCUCCAGGUGAAAGUGAUCAGAGCAGAAGGGUUAAUGGCCGCUGAUGUCACAGGUAAAAGUGACCCAUUUUGUGUGGUUGAACUGAACAAUGAUAGGCUGCUAACACAUACGGUCUACAAAAAUCUCAAUCCAGAGUGGAACAAAGUCUUCACAUUCAACAUUAAAGAUAUCCAUUCAGUUCUUGAAGUGACAGUUUAUGAUGAAGAUCGGGAUCGAAGUGCUGACUUUCUGGGCAAAGUUGCUAUACCAUUGCUGUCCAUUCAAAAUGGUGAACAGAAAGCCUACGUCUUGAAAAACAAGCAGCUGACAGGGCCAACAAAGGGGGUCAUCUAUCUUGAAAUAGAUGUGAUUUUUAAUGCUGUGAAAGCCAGCUUACGAACAUUAAUACCCAAAGAACAGAAGUACAUUGAAGAGGAAAACAGACUCUCUAAACAGCUGCUACUAAGAAACUUUAUCAGAAUGAAGCGUUGUGUCAUGGUGCUUGUAAAUGCUGCAUACUACAUUAAUAGUUGCUUUGACUGGGAUUCACCCGCAAGGAGCCUCGCUGCGUUUGUGCUCUUUCUCUUUGUUGUCUGGAACUUUGAGCUCUACAUGAUACCAAUGGUUUUGUUGUUACUAUUGACAUGGAACUACUUCUUGAUAAUAUCAGGGAAAGAUAACAGGCAACGCGAUACAGUAGUGGAGGACAUGCUAGAGGACGAGGAAGAAGAAGAUGACAAAGAUGACAAGGACAGCGAGAAAAAGGGAUUUAUAAAUAAAAUCUAUGCCAUCCAGGAAGUAUGUAUCAGUGUCCAGAACAUCCUAGAUGAAGUUGCUUCCUUUGGCGAAAGGAUAAAGAAUACUUUCAACUGGACCGUCCCAUUCUUAAGCUGGCUGGCCAUUGUAGCCCUCUGUGCGUUCACAGUCAUCCUGUACUUCAUUCCGCUGAGAUACAUUGUCCUUCUCUGGGGCAUCAAUAAAUUUACAAAAAAGCUGCGGAGUCCAUAUGCAAUUGAUAAUAAUGAACUACUUGACUUCCUUUCCAGAGUCCCUUCAGAUGUGCAAGUGGUGCAAUACCAAGAACUGAAACCAGAUCCUUCUCAUAGCCCAUGUAAAAGGAAGAAAAACAAUCUUGGCUAGCCAGCUCCCAGCACUGAGGAGACCAGCAUCUGUUUAGGAAGAUAAAAGGAAAAGCCUUCAGCCUGAGCCGCAUUUCCUUUUCUUUCUGUUUUUUAUUUAUUUUGCCAUUUUACCAUGAUUGAGAGAAUUUGUAAAUAGUGUACAAAGGCAUAUGUCUUUGAAAAUAUACUUCCAUUGUACAGAAUCAAUUUGAUAAAGGUUUAGCUAUUGCUGCGUGAAAACCUUGUUAGCUGUGCAUAAUAAUAUAACACAUUGGAACAACAAAUGUAAGAAUGGUAACAUUGGGAGAUACACAUUUCUCUAAUUACAAGUGUAAGAACUAGAAUAUUAAAUGCUCAGCUGUGCUCUGAUUAAAUCUACAUAAAAUGUAAAUGUCAAUUUGAUUUUAAAGUUUUUUUUAAUGUGACUAUUUUUUAUCUGAAAAAUAAUCCAUUACAGUUUUCUAUGUUUUAUACAUUUCAAAAGGGAGGAGGGAUCCCAGAGCCUAAAUAAUGGAACAGAUGCAUUUCAACUUAACAUAGAUUCGGAUCCUGAUAUUCAUUCCUGUGCAAAUUAUUUAGAUAGAUAUGACUAGGCUGACUUCUUUAAGCUAAAGAGUGAAGGUAUAUUCACCUCCUCAAGAGAAUCUUCCACACACUGAAAUCCUACAAAGAAAAUUUCCAAAUCUUCUAUCAUUCCAUCUAAAACCUUAAAAUCUCUACAGGACUACACAAAAAAUACUGCCAGGUUUAUAAAUGAUGAUUGCCUAUAAGGAUUUUUAUACCAAUCACUAUUAAUUUGUGCCAAGUUAGCAAAUUAGCAACCCAGUUCAGUCGUCAAAAAUCUAGCAAAUUAAAUCCACAUUGCCUUUGGUGUCAGAUUAUGCCUCUGUGCAUCUAAAACUAUUUAAUACUCAAGUGUUCUCACAGAAAAAAAAAAUGUAUCUACUUUGUUAUUAGGUUACUGAACUGCUUUAAUAUGCAUAUUAUGAUUUUUGUUAUUAGUGUGAAUUUUAACGUAGAGGAGAAUGCAGUGUGCUAAGUGAUAUGCCAGUGUUUCAUUACCAUUCAUUUAUAGAAAAAAAAUCAUUCUUUAAAAUAUGAAUGCAUGAAAACCUAUUUUGUAAAAUAAACUGCUUAUGGGGAAGGGGAGUUUGCCUCUGAAAAUGUUUCACUACUUACCAUAGAAUCUAUACUUAAAAAUUGCAUUCCCGACUCUCAUGUAGUUUUUGUACCUAACUUCCUGGUAUAUCAAGGGAGUAUACCUCUAGAGAGACAGAAUUUGGUGAGAAUGUCUUACUUCCCUGACUUGGUAGGGGAUUAAGCUUGGUUGAAAUUGCUGCAGUGUUUUGCACUACUUUAUUAACAAUGGACUGGGAUAGGGUGAAGGUGGCGGUCAUGCUGGAAAAAUGUAGAAAAACCAGAAGCGAGAAAUAUAUAUUUCACUCUAUAGGAAGAUUCUUUAAAAAUAAAUUUAAUCUCAUCAAAGUUGAUUUUUAAAGUAUUUUUAUUUUAAAGCUAUGUUGUUAAAUACUGUUUCUUAUGAUAAAACUAUUUUGAUCUGUUUAUACACUAUGCUUGAAAGAAUGUCAAUUAAAUUCCCUUUCUACAGAAAGGCUUUGACCUCAAUAUGCUCUAUUUAGCGCAUCACGUUUAUAAUGACAUGCUUACAUCCACAUACCAUCAUCGUUUGUUGUUAAGACAGAUGUAAUACUUCAUGAAGUUGAUGUUGCUACAGGAAGUUUACUGAUGGAAUAAUUUGUUUGAAAUAACUUUUGAUUAUACUCUGUGUGAGAUUUGUGUUCCGUGCUGACAUUGUCUACUCAAAUGUCUACAAGCCUGAUAUUCUAACACCUCAGAUGUACCCACUGGAUAGCAACCAUUAACAGAUGACUAAUUUCUGUUUCAUGCUAUUAAAUUUCAGAUGUUUAGUUCAAUGGUAAGGUUGACUAUUCACUGCAUUAA
This is a messenger RNA of Balaenoptera acutorostrata (minke whale), 7078 nucleotides long. RefSeq names its product multiple C2 and transmembrane domain containing 1 (gene MCTP1). Bases 2088 to 5135 code for a protein of 1015 amino acids. The transcript is spliced from 24 exons. Gene Ontology annotation, cellular component: synaptic vesicle membrane. Gene Ontology annotation, biological process: regulation of neurotransmitter secretion. The record is from RefSeq and is a predicted model, not a curated record. Lineage: Eukaryota; Metazoa; Chordata; Mammalia; Artiodactyla; Balaenopteridae. Gene Ontology annotation, molecular function: calcium ion binding.